AUGACUACGGACAAUUCGACAAAUCCAGCCAUAUGGCCUACUUCCAUGCCUUCGUCAGACGUGAAACAGCUGGUAAAACGCUUCUUCACUUUGGUAGACACGAGUUCGGAUGAUGUAGGGCAAAAGUUAGCAGAUGAGGUCUUUACCCACGAUGGAGUGUUCAUUACAGCAAACGCAACAUUCCAAGGGUCGGCAGAGAUAUUGCACUCUAGAAAGGGUGCCUGGACGACUGUGAAAAAACGACGUCAUACAAUCUUGAAGAGCUAUGUGAACGACGUACACGGCACGGAUAUCAUUCUUGUAGGAAACUUGAAAAUGGAAACACUGGAUGGAACAAAGACAAGUCUCGAGUUUGUGGCUCGUAUGGAAAUUGAAGAACAAUGGCCCGGUCCCAAAAUAAGUCAAUAUCAGGUUAUCAGUCCGGCUCCAAAGGACUCGCGGCCUAUUGUGGAUAUUGAGUGA
Messenger RNA from Penicillium waksmanii, 462 nucleotides. RefSeq lists its product as uncharacterized. The coding region runs from base 1 to 462 and encodes 153 amino acids. NCBI's taxonomy places the organism in Eukaryota, Fungi, Ascomycota, Eurotiomycetes, Eurotiales, Aspergillaceae. The transcript is spliced from 2 exons. The record is from RefSeq and is a predicted model, not a curated record.